GUCUUGUCUGCAGAAAAAUUCGGAGACGCAAAAUCACCUUGACGCCGAAUCUUCCUUAAACCUCGCAGCCGGUGACUCGAUCACAGUGAUCGAAUCUUCCUUUUCAACUAUCUCGUUCUGUGAUCAAACGAGUUUGAUUGAGUUUUUGAUAAACCUGAUUAAGCGAUUGAUUUCGCGUUUUUAAAACAAUCAAUAUUGUGUUUGGAGAUUGAACAAAUUUAGGGUUUUUGAGGAUAACCUAAGUGUUUAUGAUUUGAAUCUUUGUGUGUUUUGAGAUUCUGGGCAAUGUUGGAUUUUCGGGACGGUUUGGUGGCGGCAGAGUUAGUGUGUGUUGGGGUUUAGGAGGUAGUAGUAAUUAGGGUUUGGAAUCGGGUUAUGUUUAGGGUUUUUGUAGUUGUACAAGAUGGGAGAGGAUUAUGAACUUGAAGAAGGAGAGAUGAAUUGUUCUUCUGAUGAAGCUGUUGUUGAUCUUGACGUUGAUCUCUCUUACAUUGACAAGAAGGUGCAGAAUGUACUUGGCCACUUGCAAAAAGAUUUUGGAGAGGGAGCCCUGGACCGGUUUGGUCCGAAGAUCUGUGACUAUGGAUCAUUUUUGCCCACAUACAAACGUUCGGUGGCUGUACCAUCAUGUCAAAGGAGUUCCCUAGGGAAUCAUGCUGUACAAAGAAUUUCCAACAGUUUACCCGGGAAGAAUGUGGUUCAAAAGUUUCAGUCACUCCCUGCUACAUCUUCUGAACUAGUAAGAAAUCGGGAUCCUCAGAACUAUCAAACUUCAGGAUCUCUUUUGGCUCAAGCUCUAGGAAAAGUUCCCAUAAAUAAAGGAAAUGCAAGAACACCGGCCAAUGAUUUGCCUGAUCAUAAGCCUAUUAGAGUUCGGAUCAAAAUGGGUUCUGAAAUCUUGUCCCAAAGUGUCACGAUGGUUUGUAAGGAUCUUGGUCUCGAUGGUUCUCCAAAAUCACCACCCCGAACACAUACAUCUCUGGGGAAGACAAGUGAAUCUCCUUCCCGCAUUCUUCGGGAAAUGACUGCCAUUUCUGUUCCAGAGGAUCUACUGAUGUCGCCUCUUCCUGAUAGUCUGCUUCUUGUGAAGGAUAAGGAGAAGCGAUAUACUUUAUUAGACAAUCAACCUGUGAUUAAGACAGGAAAGGAACCUUCUAUUCAGACACAGAACAAGUUUUCGGAUGUUUUAUGUUGUGAGAAAACUCCAAUUGGAAGGCGAAGGAAAGAGGUAGACUGCUUUGAUGCCACCACUUGGAAUGAGACGAAGAAGCAAAAAGUUUUUUCCACUGGUCAGCGAGCCAGGGAUAACUCAGCUUGUGGUUUAGGUGGGGCAAGUUUUACUACAAAAAGUAUCUUGCAGGAAGGUUGUAGAAAAGAUGGAGAAAGUGAUCCCAGAGUCGCAAAUAAAAUAAAGUUUGUUGGGUUGCAUGCUGUGAAGGAGAAAAAGACAUGUCCGACAAAGUUGCAACAGAACAGUAGCAAAAAUCGUUUUGGUGAUAAAUUUUUAUCAAAGAUGCCUUGCAAGGAUGCCACAUAUGUAUGUCACAAUAGCAUGGACAUUAAGUUUGAUUUUCCGGUUGCAACUUCUUCCACCAGUGUUGACGUAGAUAAUUGGGCCCAAUGUGAGAGUUGUAUGACAUGGCGGCUAUUGCCCUAUGGCCUGAAUACUGAGCAGCUGCCUGAUAAGUGGUUGUGUAGCAUGCAAACCUGGCUGCCUGGAAUGAACCACUGUGGCGUCAGCGAGGAAGAGACUAAAAACGCAAUGAAAUCCUUUCAUGCUAGUGAGGGUCAUGGUCCUGACACUGGUGUUAAACUCCUCUCUGAUGUUAGUAAUGCUGAUAAAAGCUACCAACCUUUAACUUCUGGUUCAUUGCCUAAUCCAAUUGAAAAGAAGUCUAACGUCAAAGACUUAUCACAAGGAGUUUCAAAAAACAUGAAGCUGCCAGGAGAAACACUUAAGGCUACUCAGAUGUCCACAGACCUUGGUGUGUCGCACGAUUUUGUUCAGGAUAAGAUUGACCAGAAAGCAAAGUGGCGAGCAGCAGGUACUGGUUGUCAGAUAAAGAUCAAGAAGAAAAAAGAGGCUGACAAAAAAGAAAGUGAUGGUUCCAAGCAUAUCAAGACUGGUGAUGGUACCAAACUCGCCAGAGGUGUUAAAGCAGAAGAAAUACAUUGGAAUCAAGAUCCGGAAUGGACUCCAGCAGAGAGAAAAACAAAACGUCAUGAAAAUGAUUUUUACACUUUGGAUGUAGAGCGAGACACAAAGAAAAGAUUACUCGCAUCUAAAAAGAAACCUGACCACAAACCUCAACUGACAACUGCUAGUGGUUCCUUGUGUACAAAAUCUCAUGGAAAUAUCAAUAAUCCUGUGAGGAAAAUAAGGUUCAUCGGUUACAAGCAGGGUAAGGAUGGGAACAAUUCAAAAUUGUUUGCAGAUGGUGAGGAAAAAGAGCCCUCAAUGGAAAUGGCGGUAACAACUAAGAUUUCAGUCCAGGAAUCUAAAGCACACCAAAGAAAUGAAUUGUUUCAGGCUGAUGGCUCUCAAGAACACCGGAAAGCUGAUGCCACAUGUAGAUACUUCUCUGGUGGAAGUGGGCAGAUUUCUGGGGUAGAAACAUCAAGCUCGUCGAAGGUUUUAGGAUCACACAAAAGUGGAAGAAUGUAUGUGGAAGAAGUAAAAGCAUCCCCUGUGGAAUCAGUUUCCUCUUCCCCUGCAAGGUCUUCAUGCCCCACGAAUCUUGUAUCAGCUGGAGAAAGCAUAUCUCGGGAAGACCAAAACAUGAAAUAUGGUGAUGGUGGGAGUAUAAUUGUUAACAAUAGAAAACCCCUAUCUCAGGAAGCUAACUGUGAGAUUUUGUCAACAACUCAUCCUAGAAACAGGAAUCAGCCAAAACCAGAAGUAUGUAACAACUCAAAGUUUGGUGAUUUACCAUGCACAAGUAUGAAAACGUUCCUUGAGAAUAGAGCUGGGAUAAAGAAUUUCGGUGCCAUUAUUCAUGAGACUAUGGAUAGACCCUGCCAGGCUGCGAAUGAUAUACUUCAAGAGGCUGAAAAGCUGAGAAAGCGUGGUGACUGUUUCAAGAGCUCUGGAUUAGAAUAUCAAUACAAGGAGACCAUCUUUAAAGCGGCUCUGAGGUUUCUCCUUGGAGCUUCAGUUUUAGAAAUGAGCAGUACUGAUAGUGUGGAAGGGGGGAAGAUGAGCCAUAUUGAGGCUUACCAUUCUGCUGCAAAACUUUCAGAAAGCUGUGCCCAUCAAUAUGAAACAUGCCAAGAAAUGGCUGCAGCUGCUUUGGCUUAUAAGUGCACAGAAGUGGCUUGCAUGAGAUUAGUGUAUGGCAGAAGUCUAGGUCUGAGUGGAGAAUGGAAUGAAUUGCAAAAAAUGGUACAGAUGACUCCUCAAGGUGAAUCACCGUCAUCAUCCGCAUCUGAUGUCGAUAGUCUCAAUCAUCAAGGGGUGGUUGAUAAGUCUGCUAAAACCAAAAGAGGUCUUUCCCAUGUUACUGGAAAUCUUCUUCCUGUUGCUAGAAGCCAACUAAAUUUUGUUCCGUUAUUGGACUUUACGGAGAGCAUGAAUCUGGCAAUGGAAGCCUCAGCAAAAUCCCAAAAUGCUUUUAAAGCAGUCACUGUCACCUCAGAAGAAACAAAGCAUGGAGACUGUAUCUCUGCUAUCAAGAAAGUUGUCGAUUUUAGUUUCCAUGAUGUGGAAGCACUUGUAAAGAUGAUCGAGGUUGCCAUGGAUGCUCUACGUUCAUCAAGAUUCGGUGGCCCAAAGUGUUGACCCUAUUUUGUACAUAGGUUCUGGUCCUAUAAAGAAUAGAAUAGUGU
Messenger RNA from Arabidopsis arenosa, 3825 nucleotides. NCBI's taxonomy places the organism in Eukaryota, Viridiplantae, Streptophyta, Magnoliopsida, Brassicales, Brassicaceae. The record is from the annotation of a GenBank genome assembly.